UACACUACACCGGUAGUUGUCACAACCUGCAGACUCACGCUGUCAAAAUGUCGGAGGAAGAAGGGUACCCGGUUCAAUGUUAUGUCUACGAUAUAUCCAAGGGCAUGGCUCGUUCACUAUCCCAGGCGUUCAUAGGAAAACAAAUAGAUGGAGUAUGGCACACCGGUAUAGUUGUGUAUGGACAAGAAUACUUCUUCGGUGGAACUAGUGGUAUAGAAUCGUGUCCCCCGGGAGGGACUAUACUUGGACGUCCAGAUUCCAUUGUUGACUUAGGAAUGACUCAGAUACCUCGAGAAAUGUUCAUGGACUACCUCAGUGAACUGGCUACAAGCUCAUUCAGUCCCACCAAGUAUCACCUGUUGGAACACAACUGCAACAACUUCAGUGCUGAAGUGGCCCAGUUCCUGACAGGGAGGAAUGUCCCCGCCUAUAUCACCAACCUCCCUGCUGAGGUGCUCAGCACACCAUUUGGUGCUAUGAUCAAACCCUUGAUAGAUUCCAUGAGUGUCCAGCCAGACGGAGGUCACCCCCUCUUCCCCACAGAGCCGACGACCCAGAACACUGCCUCCGGAGCCAUGAACACGCUUGGAACAGGAACAUCCACCAGAACACGACAGAGAAGUGGCAACAAAGACUCACCCUCUGCUUCAAAAUCCGACAAGCUGGAAAUGACAGAUCCUGUCAUGUACAAACCCACUAAUGUGGUGGAGAGGUGUCGUGGCGAGGAGAUUCGGAGGCUGCUGCAGUCCCGGCUGUCGGAACAGGAGUUCCAGGUGUGGGAAGAGAUGUUGGAGUACCUGGCUGUCAAACAGAGUCAGUGCUCCUGGUCCCUCGGCAGGAACCACCUGCAGGUGCUUGCCAAAGUUUUAUGCAACAGAGAAGUAUCGGAGACCCUGAGAGUAAAGAUUUGUGAGAUGCUACAGCUUCUGGUGGUGCAGCCAGACUUUCUGCAAGUGAUUAGCCAUGACUCCGCUCAUAUGAUGGGCUACAUCCUCAGUCAGUUCAACGACCAGACUAUACAGGUGCAGACACACAUUGUACACAUGCUGGCCAACAUGCAGGCGGUGGAGAAUGGCAUUGCCACGAUGGAGAAGGUACGAGUCCCCAACACUGAUGGUCUUAGUGUUCACAAGAAGUCCCAGCAGAUCAGCAUCUCCUGCCUCACCGACCACCACGACAAGGACCUUCUAGAGGCAGCCUCUGCCCUGGCUCUCAACAUCAGUCUCAACGAGGUUGAGGAUGAUACGGAGGUCACAGUGGAAGUUGCCAGUGCAGUACUACAGUGUCUGAAUCAGGACAUGUCAGAGAAUGGAGCUCUCUAUGCCCUGUCAAGCCUUGUGAGAUUUAUGCAAAUUAAUCCAGAGGUAAAGGAUCUUGUCGUCGUAAUGAGUCCAGACUGGUCAGCAUUGUCCAAGCUGUCCGAAAGAGCCAAACAGCUGUGUGACAAGAUCAAAAAGGCCAUCUCAUGAAACCAGUGGACGUUAGUCACCAGUGAACAGACGAGGGCUGAAGAGUAGUCUCCCCUUGUACCAGCAUGGAGCACUUCACAGAUUUAGUUUACUUGAAGACAGUUGCAUGACCUGUUGAUUCCUCUUCAGCCCUCUCUCCAUAAUCUACAAACAUAUGUUUACAUGUAUGACAAUGUGAGGUUUGAGUUUAGCGUUGGAGCAGUUAGAGUUGCCUCAGCUACACAUUGUACUUGUUGAAGAUAAAUGGUUGACAUUG
Messenger RNA from Haliotis rubra (blacklip abalone), 1725 nucleotides. RefSeq lists its product as uncharacterized. Bases 48 to 1469 code for a protein of 473 amino acids. The record is from RefSeq and is a predicted model, not a curated record. Gene Ontology annotation, molecular function: peptidase activity. NCBI's taxonomy places the organism in Eukaryota, Metazoa, Mollusca, Gastropoda, Lepetellida, Haliotidae. The transcript is spliced from 11 exons. Gene Ontology annotation, biological process: protein modification by small protein removal.